AUGUCGGCCCCAGCUCCCGUGGCGAGAUGCGUCCAGCGCGGUGCUCGCUCCAUCGGCAGCCGGCUGGGCACUAGCGGCCGACCUAUAUGCCGCAGCAUCACCACCACCACCUCGACGACGACGACGACGACGACAACGCCCUCCACAAUCUCCAGACCCUCCGUUGCCACGACAAAAAGAACGUCACGGACGUCGACGACAGCCUGCGCCUCGCUCCGCAGCAGCACCGGCAUCCGACGCUUCACCUCGGGCCGGGCGCUGCGCCAGGACGACGACGCCUCCUUUGACCCGAGCCGCAUCGAGCGCGAGUCGGACCAGGUCGAUGUCUGCAUCGUCGGCGCGGGCCCCGCUGGCCUCUCGGCCGCCAUCCGCCUCAAGCAGCUGGCCAACGCGGCCGGCAACGACGACUUCCGCGUCAUCGUGCUCGAAAAGGCCGGCGACGUGGGCGCGCACAUCCUGUCCGGGGCCGUGAUCCAGCCGACGGCUGUCGAGGAGCUCUUCCCGGACUGGCUCGACGCCGACAACCCGGCGCGCUUCGAGCACGCGACGCCCGCCGGCGCCGACAAGAUGCGCUUCCUGACCAAGACGGCCGCCAUCCCGCUGCCCGCGCCGCCGCAGAUGAGCAACCACGGCAACUACAUUGUCAGCCUCAACCAGCUCGUCAAGUGGCUCGGCGAGCGUGCCGAGGAGCUCGGCGUCGAGAUCUACCCAGGCUUCGCCGCCGCCGAGGUGCUGUACGAGCCCGACGGCUCGGUGCGCGGCGUCGCCACAAACGACCUCGGCCUCGGCCGCGACGGCAAGCCCAAGGACACCUUUGAGCGCGGCAUGGAGUUCCACGCAAAGGUCACCAUGUUUGGCGAGGGCUGCCACGGCAGCCUCAGUAAGCAGGUCAUCAACAAGUUUGACCUGCGCCACGACAGCCAGCACCAGACGUACGGCCUCGGCAUCAAGGAGGUCUGGGAGGUGGACCCGGCCAAGUUUGAAAAGGGCCUCGUCGUCCACGCCAUGGGCCACCCGCUGCCGCGCGACGUCUACGGCGGCUCCUUCAUGUACCACUUUGGCGAGAACCUCGUCAGCCUCGGCCUCGUCGUCUCCCUCGACUACAAGAACCCCUGGCUCUCGCCCUACCAGGAGUUCCAGAAGCUCAAGCUGCAUCCGCUCUUCCGCAACGUCCUCGAGGGCGGCAAGUGCAUCUCGUACGGCGCGCGCGCCCUCAUCGAGGGCGGCUUCCAGUCCAUCCCCAAGGUCGCCUUCCCCGGCGGCGCCCUCAUCGGCGACUCGGCCGGCUUCGUCAACGUGCCCAAGGUCAAGGGCACGCACAACGCCAUGCACUCGGGCAUCCUCGCCGCCAAGGCCGCCUGGAAGGCCCUCGAGCGCGAGGACCCGGGCACUGUCUUCCUCUACGACUACGAGGACUCGCUGCGCAGCUCAAGCAUCUGGAAGGAGCUCCGCGAGGUGCGCAACCUGCGCCCGUCCUUCCACGGCCCGCUCGGCCUCCUCGGCGGCCUCGCCUACUCCGGCCUCGACACCUUCCUGCUCAAGGGCCGCACGCCCUGGACCUUCAAGCACAAGCUGCCCGACCACGCCGCCACCAAGCCCGCCGACAAGUACAAGAAGAUUGAGUACGAGAAGCCCGACGGCAAAAUCACCUUUGACAUCCUCACCAGCGUCUCCCGCACCGGCACCAACCACGAGGAGGACCAGCCCGUCCACCUCCAGGUCAAGGACUGGGACGCCCACACCAACGAGACGUACCCGGCCUACCAGGGCCUAGAGAACCGCUUCUGCCCGGCCGGCGUGUACGAGUACGUGGAGGACGAGAGCAAGCCGCACGGCGUGCGCUUCCAGAUCAACGCGCAAAACUGCAUUCACUGCAAGACCUGCGACAUCAAGGCUCCCCAUCAGGACAUCAACUGGCAGGUGCCUCAGGGUGGCGAGGGCCCCAAGUACUACAUGACCUAA
Molecule: messenger RNA, 1962 nt
Organism: Akanthomyces muscarius
Lineage: Eukaryota; Fungi; Ascomycota; Sordariomycetes; Hypocreales; Cordycipitaceae
Exons: 2
Coding region: 1-1962 (653 amino acids)
Biological process (GO): electron transport chain
Cellular component (GO): mitochondrial inner membrane
Molecular function (GO): iron-sulfur cluster binding; electron-transferring-flavoprotein dehydrogenase activity
Source: RefSeq, a predicted model, not a curated record